Molecule: messenger RNA, 417 nt
Organism: Teleopsis dalmanni
Lineage: Eukaryota; Metazoa; Arthropoda; Insecta; Diptera; Diopsidae
Product: protein arginine N-methyltransferase 1-like
Exons: 2
Coding region: 1-417 (138 amino acids)
Biological process (GO): peptidyl-arginine methylation
Cellular component (GO): nucleus
Molecular function (GO): protein-arginine N-methyltransferase activity
Source: RefSeq, a predicted model, not a curated record
AUGGAAGGAAAUAAAGUUGUUAACUUUGGAACCGAAAAAGUUACAAAUGAAUUUUUGAAGUUAGGUGAUACCAACUGGAUUAAUGCUAUGCGCAAUGCUAUAUUAGGUAAUCCUGACUUGUUCAAAAAUAAGUUGGUACUUAACUUGAACUGUGGUCUUGGCCUUUUCGCAAUCUACGCUGUGCAGGCGGGUGCAUCCCAUGUUUAUGCUGUUGACAGUGGAGGUGUUCAGAUUUAUACCCGUCGUGUUAUUAAAGAAAACAAAUGUGACGAACGUGUUACUGUCAUCGAAGGUGAUGUGGAACAAAUGGAGUUGCCUGUAGAAAUGGUCGACGUAAUCUUAUGUGAUUGGGUGGGAAAUGCAUUAAUAUAUGGUGCCCACGCAAAGCAAAUAUUGCACGUAUUUUUGCACGUCUAG